This is a messenger RNA of Malassezia globosa CBS 7966, 321 nucleotides long. RefSeq lists its product as uncharacterized. Gene Ontology annotation, biological process: mitochondrial electron transport, cytochrome c to oxygen. The transcript has a single exon. Bases 1 to 321 code for a protein of 106 amino acids. The record is from RefSeq and is a predicted model, not a curated record. NCBI's taxonomy places the organism in Eukaryota, Fungi, Basidiomycota, Malasseziomycetes, Malasseziales, Malasseziaceae. Gene Ontology annotation, cellular component: mitochondrial inner membrane.
AUGUACUCGGCACACAACGAAACGUUCGAAGAGUUCAAUGACCGUUUCGUCAAGUUCUUCGAAGGUGUUGAGGACCAGUUCGAAGCCCAGCGUGGCCUGAACAAUGCAUUUGCCCACGACCUUGUGCCGUCACCAGAGGUGAUUGAGAGCGCCCUCAAGGCCGCUCGCCGCGUGAAUGACUUCUCGCUCGCUGUGCGCAUCUUCGAAGGUCUCAAGUUCAAGACAGAGAAUGACAACCAGUACAAGCAGUACUUGGAAGUGCUGAAGCCACUGCGUGAGGAAUUGGGUGUACCACUGAAGGAGGAGAUCUACUCUUCGUAG